AUGCCGCCACGCAAAUCUACGUCUUCGAUGACGCCUGCGGACCCAGAUGACACAUCGCUCUUGUCACCUGUGGCACCGACCUCUGACAAGCCCAUUACUGCGACGGAGCAGCAGAUCAAGGCGCGGGCUGAGUUGGGUGUUAGUGUCGAUGACUACCUCCUCCCUCGCUCUUUAACUAUUCGUCUGGCGAAAUCCGUCCUUCCCCCCAAUACCACAAUUCAGAAGGAUGCUGUCCUGGCUAUUCAGAAGGCGGCUACGGUAUUUGUUUCGUAUCUAUCCUCACAUGCCAACGACGCGACCCUCAAACGAACCCUCGCUCCCGCAGACGUCUUCGCCGCCCUCUCAGAAAUAGAGUUUGAUUCCUUCCGCGGCCGAUUGGAGCAGGAGCUUGAAGCAUUCACGGAGAUCAAGGCCGGCAAGCGGAAGGUGAAGAAGGCUGAUGCGAAUGGUGCUGGCGCUACCGAUGUGGUCGCCGCUGCGGACGAGGAUGUUGAGAUGGUGGAUAACCCGGCUAAGAGGGUGAAGCGUGAUGGGGAGGAUGCGGUGCAGGAAGGUGGAGAUGGAGAUGAGACGCAGGAGGAGGAGUUGGAAGAGGAGGAAGAGGUUCACCAUGAAGAGGAUGAAGAGGAGGAGGAAGAUGAGGAGGAAACGCAGGAGAGGGUUGAUGAGGAUAUUGAUCGGGUAGAGGAUUUGGAUGGGACUGUUAGACCUACUGAUCCGGAUGCUGAGGAUACGGAUGAUGAUGAUGAUGGACCAGCCAGUCAGUUGCGUGAUGAUCUUGGACUUGGCUAA
Molecule: messenger RNA, 792 nt
Organism: Penicillium longicatenatum
Lineage: Eukaryota; Fungi; Ascomycota; Eurotiomycetes; Eurotiales; Aspergillaceae
Gene: cbfA
Exons: 3
Coding region: 1-792 (263 amino acids)
Biological process (GO): heterochromatin formation; DNA damage response; leading strand elongation
Cellular component (GO): CHRAC; epsilon DNA polymerase complex
Molecular function (GO): chromatin DNA binding; protein heterodimerization activity
Source: RefSeq, a predicted model, not a curated record